This is a messenger RNA of Lutzomyia longipalpis, 2610 nucleotides long. RefSeq names its product Bardet-Biedl syndrome 1 protein (gene BBS1). Gene Ontology annotation, biological process: non-motile cilium assembly; protein localization to cilium. Lineage: Eukaryota; Metazoa; Arthropoda; Insecta; Diptera; Psychodidae. Gene Ontology annotation, molecular function: patched binding; smoothened binding. The record is from RefSeq and is a predicted model, not a curated record. Gene Ontology annotation, cellular component: BBSome; axoneme; centrosome. The transcript is spliced from 6 exons. The coding region runs from base 229 to 2046 and encodes 605 amino acids.
UUUCACUGUUAAGAAAUUGCAACUUGCAAAGAAAUUUGGGAAACCAGUUUUGGAGUUCAAUUUUCGAUUUCUUCUACAUGUGACCCAUUUUUCUUACUUUUCAUUAUCGCACACCGCGCAUGUUUGGUCGGAAAGUUUGGUCGACAAGACCACCAUGGUGAUGAGCUCUGGGCACUUAUACCCAUCUACUCUCUGUCACACCUGCCCCAUACCAAAUAGUUCUGCAAAAUGUCAGUCAUUGGAUCCAGCAAAUGGUUGGAUGCACAGGCGGAACAUCAAGCUGCUCUUCGGACAAUACCAUCAUGUCUCACCCUGUGCGAUUUAAAAAACGACAACUACCACAAAUUGGUUGCAGCGGAAAUCCCCGUGGAUCUCAUUUCAAAAUCCCACCUUAAGGUGUACAAAGGUACAACUCUAAUCAGCGAACAGGGACUCCCCGGGAUUCCCGUUGCCGUCGAAAGUCUCUACAUUGAGGAACAUGAGCCCAAAGUUCCGAUAAUCGCCGUGGCUGUUGGACCAUCUGUUCUCUUCUAUCGCAACAUGAAACCCUACUUUAAGUACACACUACCGGGUCUUGAGGUGGAGAGCAUUGAGCACGAUGUUUGGCGUAAAUUGCCCAGUGAACGCCCGGAGAAUAUUCGCGCAUUAAUUGCGAGUCUGCGAUCGGUGGAAAUGAGUCGAUUAACUGUGACAUCACAGCGGCUAAUUUGUAUGUCGGACGAGGAGGUGCUGGGCUACAUUAAUGACAAUCGCGAUACAGCACUACAGCGACUCUCCAUGAUCACCGCAAUGACCACUCUCAGGCGAACAUCGAACGAUGCCAAAGCUGUCUCGUGCUUGGUAAUUGCCAGUGAGUCUGGGGAGAUUUUCAUUCUAGACUCACAGGCUUUCACGGUGCUGCAUCGUGCCAGAUGUUGCCCCUCGCAUGGGACCCCAUGCAUGAUUUCCGUGAGUGGGCACUUUGAUAUUGAUUUUCGCAUUGUGGUGUCAACACGCGAGGGUGGUGUGAGUAUCUUGCGGAAGUCCUGGCUCGAGGGCCGGCAGAUCAUCCGCUUGGAUUACCCAACAACGGGGCUCGCCAUAUUGCCCAUUGAUCAAACCAUCGUGGUGGUGUGCAUGAAUAAUUCCCUCAUGUGCUACUCGAAGAAGGGUAAACGCCUCUGGACGGUCACCCUGCCGUCCCAUUCAAUCUGCAUGGUGCCCGUCUUGCUGUCCCACCUGGGGAUGACACUCGUCUGCGUUGCCCUCUUUGGGGGGCUCGUCCAACUCUACCUGGGCAAGAGUUUGGUGGACCAAUUCACAGCACCCGACACCGUGUCUGCCAUGACCUUUGGGCGUCUCGGGCAGGAGGAUCAUGUUCUUGUGCUCGUUACUGUCGAUGGGUCGCUCAUCAUUAAAAUUCUCAAACGCACCGCGGAGUUUUCACCGCGACUCAUUGGCAAUGAGUUGACGGGUAAAUUAUCCAAUGCUGAGGACACAUCCAAUACGGGCAAUUUGCGCAUACCGAAAAAAACGAAAGUCUUCGUGGAACAAACAAUUCGUGAAAGAGAAAAUGCUUCGGCUAUCUAUCAAUCAUUCCAAUCGGAGCUUUGGCGUCUUCGACUUACAGCCGCACGAGCAACGGUGGAUGUGAUCAAUCUGGCGGAGAGCACAUUGUCCGGUGAUGGUGGCUUUGCCCCAAUCAAAUUAUCAGCCGAAGUCUUGGGCCUUGGCCCGGUCUUUCGGCUAAAGUUGCGCCUAGAGAACAUGGCAAGUCGCCGGCAUGAGGCGAACAAUCUAUGCGUUCUUCUUCAUGCGGAAAAUCGUCACUACACACUUGAGCGGCCAUUCGCGCGAUUGCCACCACUUGCACCUGGAGUUCCACUCACGAUUGACUUCAAAGUCACCGUCAUCAUCGAUCCCACAGAUGGUCUCCCUCCACCUGAUCUCACGCCCGACAAUUCCGUGAUUAGAGUGAUGAUCUUCAAAUGUGGUCAGGCGAAACCUUUAAUAGCCGCGACAAUAUCAAUGCCAAGUCCCGAACUUCAAGCAUUUGAGGUGUACUAAGAAGCCAAUUUAAGGAAGAAUUGAGAACAACGAGGUCAAUAAAGAGUGCACUGUGACAACUAAUUAAAUUUAAAUUACAUCUUUACCUCAUUGAAAUAUUCAUUAAGAAUUUUCAAGAGCAAAAAAAAGACCAAAUAAAUAAUGCAGGAGCAACCCAAAAGUCAGGUAUUUAUGUCUCACAAGUUAUGAAGAGACUUCAGUGAAUUUUAGCACCUCGACCAAAUUGCACGUGGGACCCCCAGCAUGGAUAUAGAACGUGAGGAACUCUUUGUUCAGUAUGUACGAAAAUUCCACAGUAUGGAGACGGAAUUGACGCGGGAAAGUGAUGAGGAAGCCUUCAAAAUGUACGCCCUGUACAAACAAGCCAUCUGCGGGGAUUGCAAUAAGCCAAUACCAAAUCGCUACGAUCGAUUCAAUGUUAAGAAGUUCGUCGCAUGGAAUGACCUGAAGGGAAUGAGCAGAGACAGAGCCAAGGAACUCUAUGUGAAAGGAAUGAAGAAAAUGAUUGACUAAAAUAUACGGGUGACGGUGUUUUGUUUUGAAUAAAAAUAAACCUAGACGAGA